Gigantopelta aegis is the source of this 1843-nucleotide messenger RNA. RefSeq lists its product as uncharacterized. Lineage: Eukaryota; Metazoa; Mollusca; Gastropoda; Neomphalida; Peltospiridae. The transcript is spliced from 4 exons. The coding region runs from base 339 to 1730 and encodes 463 amino acids. The record is from RefSeq and is a predicted model, not a curated record. Gene Ontology annotation, biological process: regulation of apoptotic process.
ACUGCAUUAAAAUGACAUUUUGUUAUAAAUUUAACACCAAAAAGAGAGAGCCAUAAACCCAAAUUCUUUAAAGUACAUGACGUCAUUUUGUGUGUUUACCAAAUCGUGAUGACGUCAUAUUUAGUACCGACAACGUCAUCGGUUUGUAAGCGUCAAAUUGUCCAAUAGUAUUGUUCGUUAGACCAAUGCAGAAUAUUUCUCACUGAGAAAAUAUGGAAAAUAUUUUCCCUGCUAUGAGUGACCGCUGGGGUAAUACUUUAAAUUUUCGCUCGCUGUGAACAAAGGAAGGAAAUUAUAUAACGAUGCUCUCGCUGUGAACACGUGGAAGGUUUGUCGCAAUGGAUACACGGCAUAUAAUGGCACGCACUAGACGUCGAGAAGUGUUAAACAUAGAACGUUUAAGAAAACGCUACGUGUCCAUCUUGAAAGAAAUCGAGCCAAAAGAAAUAACGCCAUACAUGUUUGAAAUGGGUGGAAUAACAUUUAAAGAGAUGAAAGAAAUAAACGAAAAGGAAGAACGUAAUGAGAGAGCUCGGGUUCUUCUUAAUAUGAUUUUCGAGCGAGGUGUCGAGCAUGUGCCAUUUGACCGUGUGUUCGUGUAUGGCGCCUUUCUGUCGUCCCUCAAGUCAUGUGGGUAUAACACACUGGUAGAUACAAUACAGCAUACGUACAUAGACGAAGAUUUUGAUCUUGGUUUAGGUGAACAUAAGAUUAUCACCGGAAGGGUUUUACAGAACAAAGAACUAGAAAGUAAACGUGAAGUGAUGUAUAGAUUUCUUGAAUUUGGACACAGACGCUGUGGUGUAAUUGAAGUUACAGCUUUCGAUUUGGAAGCUAUGGAAUUAGCAGAAUCUUUGAUAGUGGGGAAGACCUACACAAUAACAGAUGUCUUUGUAAAGGAAAUCCCGGAAGACUAUAAGUCCAUAGACAGCAUUGGUGUGGAUUUUGAAGUAGUAUUAACAAAAUCUUCGUAUAUAAUAUCAAAUGAAAACCUAUCUGAAGAUAAUUAUGACCAUGUAAUAGACUAUGCCACUAUUCCGGAAAUUAAACAAAUGACAGAUCGCUCGAUUGUGAAUAUCAUAGCUAGGGUCAAAGCUCUAGAAUCACCAUUUUGUACGCCAGAACAAGACCUCAUUUGUCAGGAAAUCUACCUGUCUGACAGCAAUAGCGAACAACUGAAAAUGACCGUCUUUAAAAAUAAUAUUAAUAAAUUUAAAGUCGGUCAGAAAAUAAAAAUCUACAAAGCGAAAAUGGAAAAAUUCCAUGGUGAGGUGUCUUUGAACACGUCAUCAAAAACGGACAUUAGCGUUUUAAAUUCACCUGUGUCAGAAGACGUUCGCAUCCCUGUUCUUGAGACCGAUAGCGAUGACGUCGUGCGAUAUCAAGCUGUCAUUUGCAGCGUUCAAAACGACUGCCGCAGACGUCCUUUCUGCAAAACACACGGAUAUUGUGAUUGUUUGGACGAACUUCCAAAUGGCAAAUAUAUUUGUACAGAAUGUAAGGAACUAUGUCCAAAUGGCUUCUCAAUUGUUUUGAAACUCCGAGAGUCAUCAUCAGGUGAGACAUUUGAAGCUGUGGGCUUCAAUAAACUGGGCAAGAAACUGUUUAAUACGAACUAUGAGGCUUUUACCAUGUGCGAACCAUGGAAACAACAGCUGUUAUUAGAAUCCGUGGUUGGAGAUGAAUAUAUCUUCUCUUACAAAAAUAAAAUAAAAAAGGGAGGUUAUUGACAUUGCUCAAAUAGAGCGUCCUUCAGAAGAUCAACCAAGGGUGUAUGAUUCGAGCAAAGUAAAGAAAGAGCUCGUUUCAAAAACAGCGAAAAUUAAAGCGGCAGUAUCCGGAA